Ictalurus furcatus (blue catfish) is the source of this 3440-nucleotide messenger RNA. It is a transcript of the gene tlcd2, whose product is annotated as TLC domain containing 2. Gene Ontology annotation, cellular component: plasma membrane. NCBI's taxonomy places the organism in Eukaryota, Metazoa, Chordata, Actinopteri, Siluriformes, Ictaluridae. The record is from RefSeq and is a predicted model, not a curated record. Gene Ontology annotation, biological process: regulation of membrane lipid distribution; phospholipid homeostasis; plasma membrane organization. The coding region runs from base 329 to 1057 and encodes 242 amino acids. The transcript is spliced from 4 exons.
GCGAGGGAAAAAGUUACACAAGCACUUCACAGCGUUUUGUAACACUUGGGUGUACUACGACUACACACAGUAACUAUUCCCAUUCAUUUCCAACCCGCUACGCUGAACUUGGCACAUACAGCAACCAAGUGCUGCUUCUAGACACUAGACGACGUGGGGUUUAACGCUUUAAAACACACAGCGACAGGACCAUUUAGCUUUUAUGUGUUGGACGUUGAGAUGGUGAGAAAGUAAGAAGAAGCGAGUGUGUACUGUGUCUGACUUCGGGUGAGCGUGAAAAUACGGGUUCAAGCCAGAGGAGAAACACAAACGGACAGGAGAAAACAACAUGGAGUUACAUUCAGUCCUGCUGACAACCGGCGCGUCUGUGGGCGUCUUCAAUCUGGUCAACCGUGGACUUGGUAAACUCUAUGUACCAGAGACAGCUCAGAGGAAUAUAUGGAAAUGGAGAAACAUAUCCACAUCUUUCAUUCACAGCCUUAUCACUGGAAUAUGGGCUGUGCUUUGUUUUUAUAUGCAUCCCCAGAUGGCUGAAGAUUUGAUAGAAACACACACUGUCUUCUCACAUGCUUUGGUGUGUGUAUCAAUUGGAUACUUCAUAUAUGACUUAUUUGACAUGGUUUUUAAUCAGAAGAUCAGCCAUUCAUGGGAGCUCCUUUUCCAUCACAUGGUGGUGAUCACCUGCUUUGGGCUGUCGGUACUGACGUGUCGCUAUGUGGGCUUUGCGGUUGUAGCCCUGCUUGUGGAGAUCAACUCCAUCUUCCUGCACCUGAGGCAGAUGAUGCGGAUGGCCAGUAUUGCCAAGAGCACCGUGUACCGUAUAAACAGCAUGAUUAACCUGGGCACAUACGUGGUGUUCCGCAUCAACACGCUGGCAUGGAUGACACGCUGGUUGGUGCUGAACCGCGAUCACAUUCCCCUUUUCAGCUACACGGUGGGCAGUGUAGGAAUGGCCAUCAUGACUCUCAUGAACAUUGUUCUGUUCUACCGGCUGCUCCGUACCGACUUCCUCAAGUCCAGCCGCGAGAAAGAGGUCAGGAAAGACAAGGACAUGUAAUAGGAGCAGGAAAGCACUCUUGUCUAUGUCUGAAUGAAACUAACUUCACCCAGAACCUCAUAUUCCACACCUUGCAGAUGCCGGCAUCUGAUGACAGGUCGUUCUGUUUUAUACCAGCCUUCUGAUGAACUUCUAUGCCUUUUGAAGUGUAAUUAAUUACACCGAAAGCUUGUCACAAGCUUGUGAUAAAAAAAAAUCUAGUAAAGUGAUGCAUCAAUGGAAUUAAUGGUGUCUGUUUGUGGGCUGGCAGGAGUGCCGUAUGUUCUGUCCCUAAACAAUGCUGUAAUUAAAGCUGAAUUAAACUAUACCAUCGCAACUUCAAAGUAUAAUUACAUUAAUACACACAGUACUGUGUAAAUGUUUUAGGCACUCUAUUUUUUUUUGUACAUACUUUGUUAUACAUUUUUGUUUUAUGACUUCUACAUUAUCAAGUCAGUACAAAAACAUUUUAGAUUUCCAAACAUUAGUUUAAGAGAACACUUUUCAGACAAAAGACAUAAUGAAGGCUGCUGGGUUUUGCUGCAAAAAUAAAAACAAGUGCGACCGUCAAAGUCUCCAGAAGAACCGUGGCUGGUUCUGCAAGAUGCUCAAUAAAACUUACAGCUCAUUUCCUUAUAAAACUGCACACAUUGUACCUUGGCUGUCACACCAGAUAUUGACUUUGUUUCAUUUAAUACUGUUUACUGCUCUUUGUAGUAUUUUUUAAAAAUGUAGAAACAUUUCAUUUCAUACUUUUUGAAGGUAUCUUUGCUCUACAGCAUUUCUUUGCAUGUGCCUAAGAUUUUUAAACAGUACUGUACAUAAACUAACAAUACAUGUUAGUUUAUACAUAUAUAAAUAUAUAUAUACCUUGCACAGACCUCAUGAAGGUUUGUUUAGCCUUGUUAACCCUACCUCUGCUAUCUCAUAAUCAUGUAGCAGUUAGAUUGUUAGUCUUCUCUUAGCUUCAUCUGUGUGUUCAGGACCUGUUAGUGGUUCUAGCAGAGUGACACGGUUUUGCUUGUUUUCCUACAUAAUACUGACCAGAGGGGGGAAAAACAGCUGAUUAAUGUUGGUUGUAUAAAUGCUUUAGAUCAGACUUGUGUGUUUGACAUUUUCACAGCAGUCCUGCAAUCAUAGUUCUCUUCCAAACAGCACUAACGUGCUGCAAUAAGUCUGAUGACGUCUGAUAAGUUUCACAGUUAAUUAGACUGUUGGCCAUCACUGUGACCUCAUGGUAGCUGAAUCUGAAAGUGCUCAGUGUACUUACAGGAAACUGUUCAAACUGUAAUGGCAUUUUGUAUGUAUAUUUUUGUCAUUUAUUUUUACUCAAAUAUCAUUUAAAUGUCAUACUAAAAUGGAUUUGCUGAAAAAUGGUUACCUGAUAAAAGAGUGGAUAAUUGUUUUUUUUUUGUUGUUUGGUUUUUUUUUUUUGGUUUUUUUUUUAAUGUUGUGAUAUUCACAGUGGUCUACAGUGAAAAGUCCAGUUCUUUUUUUGUUAUCCCCAUUUUCAUGUUUUAUAGUGUGGUGUUUAAUGGUUCAGAGUAAAGACUCUAAUCAGAUGUUAACAGGUAAUGUGUAGUGUUCAUGCUGGCUUUGUCAGGGUUUUGAAGAAGUUACACAUUAUAACUACGUAGCACAUACCAGUAUGUGCCACACUUCAAAAUUAAUGUUGUCAAUUAAAAUGACACAAAAACUACACUUUAAUAACAUUAAAAACAGUAAUCGUGUAGAUUUGCCUCCUGGCCAAGAUCAGCUCCAACUGCAAAACAGCUAGUUGGGGUGGAAGCCAUUUAAAGUUAAAAACAAAAUUUUGUAGAAAUUAAUCUCAAUAAUAAUAAUACUAAUAAUGAGUGUAUAAUUAUCAUUUAUUAUAAAUUAAUGAACUCAAUUAAAGGACGCUUAAGAUGCCACAUUAAAUUUGUGUUGUUACCUUGAGGUUUAGGGUGUAACCAAGUUUUGAGAUUCGAGCUGUAGAUUGUGCUCUUGUGAGAGAUCAGAUUCUUUUUGCAGGUAACACACUAUCAUUUCAUGAACAUAGUAAGGUAGUAAUGUUUUUUUUUUGUUGUUUUUUUAAAUUGAAUUCUAUGAAGUGCAGUUCUAUAUUAUGCAAUGAAAAUGUACUGUGGUUAUAUUAUGAAGGAAUUUUAAGUAGUGCAUCGUCAGAGUUUCCAAAGCCAUAGAUGGUAUCCAAGUGGUUUACUUGUGUAAAUGAUUAGAAAACUGUAAUGCUUUAAUUAGCAUAUCACCAUUCAGCACUACUGUCUUAAAAUUACUAUGAUUGUGUUUAAAUUGUACAUAACACAUGUUUUUGUUUGUAUAAAUGGAUGUCUUGUAAUUUAAUAAAUUUGCCAUUUAUAUAUUUUGUAUGAUACUUUUAUGUGAAAAUAAAGAAGUAACCCUU